CUCCCUCCCUCCCUUCUUCCCUCCCUUCCUCCAUACCAACCUCCCUCCCUCUCUGGAGCUCCUGCUCUCUCCCUCUCCCUCCUCUCCCGUGCUCCCUCCCUCCCUCCCUCCCUCUUUCCCUCCCUCCUCUCCUCUCUCUCUCCUCUCCUGCUAUAGAGGGCUCCGACAGCAGUUCCCAGCCAGCGUGUUCAGCCUGCCUGCCUGCCUGCCUCUGUGUGUGUGUGAGCGUGUGUGCGUGCGUCUACUUUGUACUGGGAAGAACACAGCCCAUGUGCUCUGCAUGGACGUUACUGAUACUCUGUUUAGCUUGAUUUUCGAAAAGCAGGCAAGAUGUCCAGCACACCACAUGACCCCUUCUAUUCUUCUCCUUUCGGCCCAUUUUAUAGGAGGCAUACACCAUACAUGGUACAGCCAGAGUACCGAAUCUAUGAGAUGAACAAGAGACUGCAGUCUCGCACAGAGGAUAGUGACAACCUCUGGUGGGACGCCUUUGCCACUGAAUUUUUUGAAGAUGACGCCACAUUAACCCUUUCAUUUUGUUUGGAAGAUGGACCAAAGCGAUACACUAUCGGCAGGACCCUCAUCCCCCGUUACUUUAGCACUGUGUUUGAAGGAGGGGUGACCGACCUGUAUUACAUUCUCAAACACUCGAAAGAGUCAUACCACAACUCAUCCAUCACGGUGGACUGCGACCAGUGUACCAUGGUCACCCAGCACGGGAAGCCCAUGUUUACCAAGGUAUGUACAGAAGGCAGACUGAUCUUGGAGUUCACCUUUGAUGAUCUCAUGAGAAUAAAAACAUGGCACUUUACCAUUAGACAAUACCGAGAGUUAGUCCCGAGAAGCAUCCUAGCCAUGCAUGCACAAGAUCCUCAGGUCCUGGAUCAGCUGUCCAAAAACAUCACCAGGAUGGGGCUAACAAACUUCACCCUCAACUACCUCAGGUUGUGUGUAAUAUUGGAGCCAAUGCAGGAACUGAUGUCGAGACAUAAAACUUACAACCUCAGUCCCCGAGACUGCCUGAAGACCUGCUUGUUUCAGAAGUGGCAGAGGAUGGUGGCUCCACCAGCAGAACCCACAAGGCAACCAACAACCAAACGGAGAAAAAGGAAAAAUUCCACCAGCAGCACUUCCAACAGCAGCGCUGGGAACAACGCAAACAGCACUGGCAGCAAGAAGAAGACCACAGCUGCAAACCUGAGUCUGUCCAGUCAGGUACCUGGGCUAGGAGCGAUCCCGAACUGCAGCCUCAACCCUGGGAGGGAUGGAGACCUGUGUCAUUCAACAGCAGUGACCCCUUCUGGCCAAUUUAAGGAGAAGCAUUGAGGGGCCCUGAAAGGAGUCACUUCCAGUCCUCCUCAGAGAUUGCUAGCAUUGCUCGUUCUCCAGUGUCAGGCUGCGCACUAAGGACAUAAACUCGCGUGGUUGUUACACAUCAGGAGGCGAUGUUUAUUUCCUGUAGAAAUCAAAUAUGCGUCUCGGCCCCCGACAUUGAGACUUGACCCCGUUGUACAGUACACGAGUGUGUCUGUCCUAGAUUCCCCGACUCCUCCCACUGUUAUUUUAAGCUGAGCUUCUCUCUCCCAAGGUUUCCCUGUAAUAAUGUCAGCUGCUGUUCACAGGAUGUGAUGGUGGUAGGAGAGCCAACUCUGAUGGGAGGUGAGUUUGGGGACGAGGACGAAAGGCUAAUCACUAGAUUAGAAAACACGCAAUAUGAUGCGGCCAACGGCAUGGACGACGAGGAGGACUUCAACAAUUCACCCGCGCUGGGGAACAACAGCCCGUGGAACAGUAAACCUCCCGCCACUCAAGAGACCAAAUCAGAAAACCCCCCACCCCAGGCUUCCCAGUAAGAUGAUCGGCACCAGAAUCCACUGUCAAUAGGCCCGUGGGUGAUCAUUACAAUUGCAGAUCUUUACUUACAGGAGAGGAAACAGAAGAGAUAAAAACUUUUCCAUGCAAAUAUCUAUUUCUAAACCACAAUGAUCUGAUUUUCUUUCUUCUUUCUUUUUUUCUAAUUGAGAGGCUUAUUCCCAAUAAGCUUCCAUGACCCUUUCUUGGAGGCCUUCACAGGUAAUACAGAUACUGGCACUGAUUGUAAUUAAAAUGAGAGAAAACUCUAGCGCAUCUUCUGGCACGGUUUUAACAACGUGUUUGUGUUGAAUUUCCUUUUUAUGCAUCAAACGAAGGCCAUAUUGUCCAUAAAUGCUCAGUGCUCAGGAUCUCAUUAAUAUGCCGAACCUAACUACAGAUGACUUUUUAAUAUUGUAAAAUAUUUUCUGCUUUUUGACUUGCAUCUGAGAGUUUCUUGUUUCAGUAAAAAAAGAAAAGACAAAAAAAUCAGCUUUGGAAAGUAAUUUAAAUGUACCUUAUUUUUUUUUCUUUAUGUUUUCUUUCAUUGGGCAACAGCUAAGAGGGCCCAGCAAGGUAAUUUAUGGUUGAGCUGAUGUCAAUUGGUUCUUGUCUUGAGUCGACUCAAUUUAGCCCAAGUGCUGAAACAAGAAAUGUCAUUUUUUUCAUCAAAGACACCAGGGCAGAUUUUUAAGUAAAGAAAGACAAUUGGACCCUUAAGAAUUUAUGCAUUUGUAAAGUUGCUGUUGAUCCAAAUAUUUUCAAGCCAUGUAAUCCAUUGGUUUUGUGGGCAGUUUAAUUAAUAAACCUGAACCUUUGUGUGUUUUCUAAUUGUACCUGAGUUGACCAUCCUUUCUUUUUAUAGUAUAUUUCUUGUAUGAUAUUUUGUAAAGCUCUCACCUGGUUCUUUUAUGGGGACUUUUCAUUUUUGGGCAACUCCAGUGUAUUUAUGUGAAACUUUAUAAGAGAACUAAUUUUUCCAUUUGCAUAUUAAUAUGUUCCUCCACACAUGUAAAGACACAGUGGCUCCGUGUGUUAAAAAACAGCUGUAUUUUAUGUAUGCUUUACUGAUAAGUGUGCCAAUAAUAAACUGUGUUAAUGACCAAA
Molecule: messenger RNA, 2958 nt
Organism: Pan troglodytes (chimpanzee)
Lineage: Eukaryota; Metazoa; Chordata; Mammalia; Primates; Hominidae
Gene: LDB2
Product: LIM domain binding 2
Exons: 9
Coding region: 331-1326 (331 amino acids)
Source: RefSeq, a predicted model, not a curated record